Molecule: messenger RNA, 1385 nt
Organism: Musa acuminata subsp. malaccensis (wild Malaysian banana)
Lineage: Eukaryota; Viridiplantae; Streptophyta; Magnoliopsida; Zingiberales; Musaceae
Product: putative cyclin-D7-1
Biological process (GO): mitotic cell cycle phase transition; regulation of cyclin-dependent protein serine/threonine kinase activity
Cellular component (GO): cytoplasm; cyclin-dependent protein kinase holoenzyme complex; nucleus
Molecular function (GO): cyclin-dependent protein serine/threonine kinase regulator activity
Source: RefSeq, a predicted model, not a curated record
ACAAACUCUGCGCAGGCGGUAGAGCUGUAGAAGAGGUGUCCAAACGUGUGUUAGCUUGGCUGUGCCAACCCAACCACGCCGCUACUACUUACUGCUUGCGAGGAGAAGGGCCCAUCUCGUGCACCGUCACGCCAUUGGUCAAACCCUUUAUGUGAAGCGCUAUAUAAAUACUCCCAAGCAUUCACUCCUGUUCAUGAGGGCCGCCCUCCCACAUCUUAAAGCCCCACCAAACUGGCCACAUCCCACGCAUGCUCGGCCUUAAUCCUCAGACGGCAUCAAUCCAUCAUCGACAUCGACGUCCUUCGAUGUCUGUAAGCCUUGAGAAGACGCAGCUGUAGCAGUCUCAGGUUUACUAUAGAUUCCACUGAUAGCGUACUUGUCGCUGCAGAGCUCCUCUCUCCUCUUUCUAUAAAAAGCUGCAGCAGAUUGGCUGUUGGCGUCGUCGAGUUACUUCGCAUGUCAGAGAACCUCUUCUUUCCCUUGAUGGAGAGCAGCGGUCCGUGCCUCUUGUGCGACGAGGAGCCCUUCCUUGUUAGUCCCACACCAUCACCGAGACGUUCUUCUUCACCUCCACCCAACGCCGACGAAGACCGAGAUAACAGCCUGCGUGAUCUCCUGGAGAGGGAGCAUCAGUAUGCGCCCCGACGUGGCUACUUAGCUUACCUGCGGCAGUCUUCCAAUCUCUCCGCUGCAAGAACCAGAGCAGUACGAUACAUCGCACAGGUUUGCAGCCGGUUAAACCUGGCUACCGGCACCGCCUUCAGCGCUGUGAACUACCUCGAUCGAUUCAUCUCCAUGAACUGUGUCAUGAGGUGGGAAGAGUGGAUGGUGGACCUGUUAUCGGUCGCCUGCCUCUCCAUUGCUUCCAAGAUGGACGAGGUCUCCAUUCCUUCGUGGUAUGAUCUCCAGAUGGAGGACCUGAGCCAUUCGUUUGGGGCGAGCACGAUCCAAGAGAUGGAAUUGAUGGUCCUCGAGAGGCUGGACUGGCGGCUCGCAUGCAUCACGCCCUUGUCGUACGUGGAAGUCCUGACGUGGGGUUCGGAGCACACACGCACUCCGUGCAUUGCUCGCACGAUCGAGCUCCUCCUCUGCGCUUUAUCAGAGAGCGAAUUCCUCCGUUUUGAUCCGUCGAGCGUGGCAGUGUCGGCUCUCAAAACCAUCGCAGGAAGCGAAGCCGGCUUCUUCUUCUCCAUGCUCCCCUUCUUGAUUCCUCUGCAACACACGGGGGAGGUUAAUGGAUGCCAGAAGAUGAUGGAUGAGCUCUCCAUACGCACGCAUUCUGUGGUUUACUUGAGAACGGCUCAGUGCGUUCCUCAUGUAGCAGAAGCAGACCCAAAUUGAAAGAAGCAGAAGAGGGAAGAGAAGCAGAGAUCCAACACAAGAAA